UGUGGCGUUCAUCGUUGAACGUAUAUAUCCUGGCGCCAGCUUAUCCAGUGACGUCACACGAUGUUUAUACCCGGAAUGUUUUGAUUGGUGCGUUCUCUGAAUGGCUGCCACUCUGAGUUCUCGAAGAUUGAACUUGUCAAGAUUUUUAGUGAUAACAAGAUCAUCACCAAAUACUGUUAAUAAUUCAAAGUGACGAAACAGGUUUAGUUAAUAUUCCAAGUACUGUACUGUACUUAUAUCUGUCUUUGUCUUCUUCCUCGUAUCUGAUGUUGCAGUGACGUCACAAAUACGCCAGGGCGUUCGUGAUGUUGACGACGCAUGUGGUUCUUUUAGUGGUGACGUCAUGGUCUGGGUGGUCACUCACGGAGGCGUCUGGUUCAGGAACUUCGACUGCAAGACAAUACAACGUCAGUGUACCAUCUGUGGAUUCGCUUCAAUAUCCAUGUUCUGUCUAUAACUGCGUUUGGGUAACAAAGAAAAUGAUAUCUAAGGAAAGCUAUGGUAAACACGGGCAGUACGGAGGCGUCAUCAGAUCACCAAGGGAACUCAACAAUAAUAACGAGAUUGGUCGCGGUUCAUCUGUGAUUACAGUUGAUGAAAAUGGACACCUUAGUCAUCAAAAUCAGUUCCUUACAUAUUCCGUCCCAUUACAACCUACAUCCCAUUCUCUGGAAUACCCAAUUGCUUCAUCGCCUUUAGUUGACAUCUCCACACCUUCUUCCGCGUACUCUUCCCUCCUCUCUCUAAGAUCUUCGUCUAUUACUGCUUCUCCAACUGCCACUCUCAAUCCUGACUCUUCUUUUUAUGCCAAGACAUCAUCUUCAAUUACAUUUUCGCCUUCGUUUCCUUAUUAUCCUUCUGUUUAUCCAUCUUCAUCAUCUAACUGGUUCAUAAGGAGGCACCAACGAUCUUCUUCUCUUUCUCCUUAUUUAUCUCAUUUCCUGUCUCUAAACACCGAGAGACCUUCUUCAUCUGUGGUGCAACCCUCGCUACUAGACCUCUCCCAAAGAGACUACACAACACAAAGUUCACCCGACACACACCAAGCCCUGAAGAGGACGCCCUUCACUUACUCUGAUCUCCCGAUAGACGAUGAUUCUGCUUUUAUUCCUUCGAUAGAUCCUGUUGUGUCGUUUUUGACAGAAUCUCCCUUGAGAUCUGCUGUUUCUUCUUCGCCUUCCGUCACUUCUCAUCCCAUCUCAGUUCGAUCGCCUCCCUCUGAGUCGUCUCACGCACCUUUGUCCUUUCCAUAUGCGCCUCUUUCUUCCGGUGUUAGCUAUCCAUUUCAUCUUCUUAACAUCUCUUCUCUAUCAGAUAUUCCACAUUUAUUAGCUUUCACUUCUUUCCCCUCACAAUUCCCUCGUCUCCCAACAGAACAGGAAGAAGAUCAAGAGAAUUUCAAAACUUCUGAGACCAACGCCGGGUCAUCCGAGGAUCAUGAUCCGUCACCUCCUACUGUCACUGACCAGGACUUAGUUGCAAGGCUCGCCCACCUCUUCCGCCACAUCAAAACGACCCAGAAUACUGAGAGAGUUAUGAUGAAAGAAAGUAAGACGAACAUAUCAACAGACACCCUAAGAGGGAUUCAUGCAAAUGACUCUCAAUUACCAAAUCCUAACUCGCAAGGUGAGGCGAAUCAUACAGGCUACAGUAGCUUGUUAGAAGGGACAGAAUGGCUUAAAUUUAUUAAGAGGUAUUUUACGCCUCGGGACACGCAAAUGAAAACUGGAGGACGACCCGAGGAAGAUAUGGAAGAAGUAGACAAACAGUCAAAUUUAGCAUCAAAAUUGGCGAAGAUUAAACAUGACUCAGGUGAAGAAGGCGACGCACAGCAGGAUACCUUAACUUUCUCUCAGUUCGACACAAUGAUCUCCAAGCUGACCGGAAAACCCUUGUCUCAACCACCCGAGCAGAAAUAUGUAGAUCGAAUUAUGCGGAAAUCCAUGAUGGUCGAGGAUAGUGAAGACGUAAGAUCAGCACGGGCCAGAGAUUCGUGGGUAGCAGCAGAAAUUAACAUGGGGUCGAUGGGUGUUCUUACCCUAGACAUUGGUGAUUAUCUAAAUAAAGAAAUAUAUUUAGACGUAGAUAUUAAUAAGUCGUUACAUUCAAAGGGUAAUACAGCUUUCAGUUCGACGAAUCAAAACAGACCUGGAGCAUCAGAAGAUGAAGGAAAUCAAACAAAUAUUACCACAGGUGCAGAUGACGCGUUAAAUUGGAUGAAAGUCGACAUCCUGAAACGUUUAGGAUCUGACCUCAGCCCGGGAAAAGUUACGAACUUGUUUUCACCGCCUGACACGACCUCUAGCAACACCAAUGCUCGUCUACGAGAAAAAAGUGCUCCUCAUAGCGAUGAUCAUUCAACACCUUUUGAUAUCCAUAUCAGAUUCUCUUCCCCAAUGAAGAGAAACUCACUGCUGAAGCUCUCCAACAUCUUACGAAUGAACAGCUCCAUCGCCAACGGCCAAGACCCUAGGAAUCCUCUGAUACACCUGAACAUCGCGUCCGGGAUGGAACCACAGAACACGAAUGCAUCAAAUAACUCACCUCUUUCAAGCCUAUCACAAGCUUACUACUAUUUUCAUCGUCCGGGCCAGCAGGGUGUCGCUGACGAUCGCCAUCAACUGGAUUUCCCAAGAGGUAAUGAGAGCCCCAACAACCACCAAGAUCGAGGACAAGCAGCAGUCAACAAAACUCAGGAUGACCCCAUCAACUCCACUGGUCUCUCGAAACUUAUACCAGUACUAGAUUUGAUCUCAAACAACGAAACCAUGAGUGCCCUGGACACAGGCAACAAGGUGGAAAGAUUCCUAGAGACAGCAAUUUCUUUCUGGGAUUCUUUUAUGAAGCAAACAGAAUCCGACUCCUUUGAUGAUCUUCAGCGCCCACCCCUGCCUUCCACACGCCUCACUGCGCCAGGAGAAAGGUACACAGACACCCAGGAGACGAACGUUAAUCCUCUGGAAAGAUUCACGAAACCACUGGAAAAAUUCCUACAACCUUUUAUCCAUCAACAAAGGUCGCGCGUCAGCCUGCAGACUACAGAAAACCGGCCGACAGAGACAUCCAUGAACAUGAACAGCAGUUUCUCACACCCACCAGGUCCUCAAGACUUUGGAAGUGUGAGUCCUUAUUUGUUGCCUCCUAUGAACCCUAGUGAGUCGCAGCUGCUGGCGUGGAGGAUCUCUGAGAUGCUGGCUGACGGAGGCCCACAGCUGUAUGGCGAGAGAAGGAAUCGCCAGGUUAUCGCUGGAGACAGAGGUGUAGAUGAUGAUGGGGACAAAAGUGACGAUGAUGAUGGUGGAGACAAAAGUAACGAUGAUGAUGAUGGGGGCAAAAGUAGCGAUGAUGAUGUUUGUGAUGAUAUACCAGGACCAUCUGAAGAUUAG
Molecule: messenger RNA, 3386 nt
Organism: Homarus americanus (American lobster)
Lineage: Eukaryota; Metazoa; Arthropoda; Malacostraca; Decapoda; Nephropidae
Exons: 5
Coding region: 306-3386 (1026 amino acids)
Source: RefSeq, a predicted model, not a curated record